AUCGCAUAUAAGAAUUCUUAUUAGAUCUCAUAGUGCGAGGUAGCAUAGAAUCUUAUACGAGUACCUGCAUUGUUUACAUUCGCAUCCAACUGUCAUUGGAAGCAAAUCAGUGUACGAGUUCGAGUUUUUGCUUCUGCUCUUGUGUCGAGUUUUUCGAUUCUAAAAUCCCUAAUUUUCUGAAAUCAUACGCAAGAUGUUCACCGUGGCUCAAUUUUUUGAGAAGCAACAGCUACGUGUGCUUGCUGUUCCGGUGUCAUGGGUCCGAGAUGGAUGUUUGUUGUGGCCCAAACUUCCAUCGAACGAGAAGAUUGAAAAACUUCGGAACGGAGGAUGCGAGUUCCAUGGUGCAACGAAGAAAAUUCCGGUCAUUGUGAGCCGGAAAUAUAAAAGCCUGCACUCGGCAGAGGCUGCAGCCGAAGACCUACUAAAACAGGAAGUAUCGGAUAUUGAAACCAAGCGAAAAUUGCUGAAGCACCGUAAAUCUAAGCCCGAGGAAUCACGCCCUUUGAAAGACUACAACAAAAUUAUUAGUGAAAUCGCCUCAUCUAAAAAACCCGCACUCGAUUCUGACAUCGCGAUUCAGCAGCAAGAGCAUCCUGGAACUAUUGCAGCAUCAUCUCAGCUAGUUCAGCUGCCACCACAAGAUUAUUCUUCCGUUCCGACAUAUAUUCAGCCUCGAGAAUUGGGACACCAAACACAGCGACCGCCGAUUAAUUCGCUGCCUGUUAAAACUGAUCGGGCGCAGCUAGCGGCCAACUUUGUUGAAACGGUACAAGCUCUCGGAACACAGUCUGUGACCCAAAGCGAGGUGGGAUACCUACCCCAAGUUAUCUUCAAAAAGCCGGUCGAUCAAAGUAACCGCGCUAAAUCAUCUGACAUUGCUAGGCCACGUCAAAUCCAACGAAACGAAGAACCGUUUCAUAGAGAUGAAGCCGCCCAUGCUGUAUUGGAACUACCGGAUGGUGAGCAGCAAUUCCAGUCUGUAUAUGUGACUGAUGAUAACAUCGUCUACCUCAAUCCAACGCUAAACAAUCCAGAUUCCAUUGAAUCCUCAGAUUAAUGAAGAACAAUCAAGGACAACGAGCAUGUUCAAAUGCCAAAAUGUGAUCAUCCACUUGAAGAUAUUUCCAUGAGAACCACGGAACUUUAUAAUGUAAUCAUUUUGGAGGACCUUCUAAUCCAGAACAAGACAUUGCUUUGGUCGUGGCCAUAAUUAUUCCUUACAAUCUUAUUUUGGCUUUGAGCUUGUGUUUUUUUCAAACCGAAUACGGUGAACUAAUGCUUUUAAUAUGAAUUAAUUCUAAAUUUUCCACACCAUCUUCCCGCAACGCAUUUUUAAUAUUCUCCCACCUACAAAAUAUAUAUUAACUUUAAACAUGGAAGAAGUGUGCGUACAAGCUGUGAGACUAGUAAGAAAUGGAUGUGUAAACCACAUAGCUUUGCAAUAUAUGGAGCUUCUCAAAAGCCUAACAGACUUGUCGCUUUAUGGAAUAUAUAUUUUUGGUCGUCAUUAUUCCAUUCAAACCAAUUUUCUUCGCUGAAUUCCGAAUUUUUUUUGCUGAAUUUUGCCUUUCUGAUCGUUAGCAUCGAUUUGCUGAAUUUAAACAAUUCAGUUGCAUGGAUUUGGUGUGUGGAUUCAUAUGGUUUUGAUGAAUGUUUAAUUUUUGGUUCUAUGGCAUGGUUAUUGUAUCGUCAUUGUUCUGUCUUCAAGCUCGAGAAGUUCCACGUUUUUCAGAUGCCUAAAAUAGUGUAAAAGAAAUAAGUUUAUAGAAAGAAAGCGAUAAAUAUUUUAGAAUUGAUUUCCGAACUUGAUGAUGCCCAGCUGCAAAACAAAUAGUGAAAAGUUUUGACACUCCAAUAAACAAUUUCAAAGAACAGCUUGCUUGGAUCAUACUAUAAAAUCUGUGGGCAAAACAUGUCAAAGUCGAAUCACCCUCAUCAGUUUUAUAGCUAGCGUAAAAAGCUGGAUUGAUAUAAGCAUAGAAGUGAUCUAGGCUCAAAAGGUAUUCGAGGACAGGCCCGGUAAGAUAUUCAUGCAAUUUUAUAUUGCGGGGAAAAUUAAAAAUUUUGCGCAGCGAGUAAUCCCCGCACAGAGGAAGUCAACCACAGUAAGCAUUGCAGUUUUAAG
Molecule: messenger RNA, 2128 nt
Organism: Aedes aegypti (yellow fever mosquito)
Lineage: Eukaryota; Metazoa; Arthropoda; Insecta; Diptera; Culicidae
Exons: 5
Coding region: 194-1060 (288 amino acids)
Source: RefSeq, a predicted model, not a curated record